CUUAAACUCGGCGCUGCUACCUGCGGCCAACAUUGGCGUCGCCCCGCAUCCCCCCACCGUAUCUGCCUGCUUCACCAUCACGACAAGCACGGCGCAGCCUUGACACAAUCAACAUCGAGUGUGUUGACAACAAUCAAGACGCCCCCCUUCUUGAAAACAAUCUGCCACCAAAAUGUCGGACGACGAGGAUUUUAUGCAAGAAUCCGACGAGGAACAAUAUGACUUUGAGUACGAGGAAGACGAUGACGAAGACUCCGGCGAUGUCGAUAUCGAGAAUAAAUACUACAGUGCGAAGCAGCUUAAGCUAAGCAACCCUGAAGAAGCUAUAGAAGAGUUUCUAGGGAUGCCAGCGCUGGAGCAAGAGAAGAGUGAAUGGGGGUUCAAGGGCCUGAAGCAAGCCAUCAAGCUUGAAUUCAAGCUUAGCCGAUAUGACAGCGCCGCAGAUCAUUUCGAAGAACUCCUCACAUACGUCAAGUCGGCCGUCACUCGAAACUACUCGGAAAAGUCUAUCAACAACAUGCUCGAUUACAUAGAAAAGGGUGCAGAUGGCAAGGACGCAGUAAAGAGCAUGGAGAAAUUCUACUCUCUCACCCUUCAGAGCUUCCAAAGCACCAACAACGAACGCCUGUGGCUGAAGACCAACAUCAAACUUGCCAAGCUCAUGCUCGACAGAAAAGAAUACUCGGCCGUUUCAAAGAAGCUCCAUGAGCUGCACGCAGCAUGCCAGAAUGAAGACGGCUCCGAUGACAGCAACAAGGGUACAUAUUCACUCGAAGUUUAUGCCUUGGAAAUUCAAAUGCUCGCAGAGACAAAGAAUAACAAGCAACUCAAGACACUCUAUCAGCGGGCUUUGAAAGUCAAGUCAGCCGUACCACAUCCACGUGUCAUGGGCAUCAUCCGCGAAUGCGGUGGCAAGAUGCACAUGAGCGAAGAAAAUUGGAAAGAAGCACAGAGUGACUUUUUCGAAUCCUUUCGCAAUUACGACGAGGCUGGCUCGCUGCAGCGUAUUCAGGUACUCAAGUAUCUUCUCCUUACAACUAUGCUCAUGAAGUCAGACAUCAACCCGUUUGACUCACAGGAAACAAAACCGUACAAGUCGGACCCGCGUAUCUCGGCAAUGACGGAACUCGUGGACGCCUACCAGCGAGAUGACGUUCACGCCUACGAAAAGGUUCUGCAAGGCAAUCAAGAUAUCCUAGCCGACCCGUUUAUUGCUGAAAACAUUGAUGAAGUCACACGAAAUAUGCGCACAAAGGGUGUCUUGAAACUCAUUGCGCCAUACACGCGUAUGCGUUUGUCCCGUCUUGCGCAGCAGCUGAAAAUCUCCGAGCCCGAGGUCCAAGAUAUCCUUGGCUUUCUUAUUAUCGAUGGCAAAAUCAAGGGCAAGAUUAACCAGCGCGAAGGUAUUCUGGAAAUCACAUCCGAUGCCGACGCAGAGAGGACACAGACGCUGCAGAGUCUGACAAGCUCGAUAUCGACGCUCUUUAGCGCAGUCCUCCGCGAGGGCGAAGGCUUCCGAGCUUUGGAGCAGUCCACAGGAGAUGAGACAAUAUUUGAUUCUCCCAUGGGUGGAGGAGGAUUACGUGGCCUGCUUAGGGGACCUGGAAGCAAGAAAGGCAAAGAGAGAAUAGCUCUUGCUUAGGCGAAAAAUCAGUUGUUAGAGUUGAGAAGUACCAAAAUGCGGCGCAAAGGGGACAUGGCAUGAAGACGGGGAGCAUAACAUUGACGCCAUAGAAAGUAGUCUAAUGAAACAUCACGACAUGUAUAAGUUUAAUUAUGGAGACUGAU
Molecule: messenger RNA, 1788 nt
Organism: [Torrubiella] hemipterigena
Lineage: Eukaryota; Fungi; Ascomycota; Sordariomycetes; Hypocreales; Clavicipitaceae
Source: the annotation of a GenBank genome assembly